This is a messenger RNA of Didymosphaeria variabile, 1566 nucleotides long. It is a transcript of the gene DAL1, whose product is annotated as Allantoinase. The record is from RefSeq and is a predicted model, not a curated record. The transcript has 3 exons. Gene Ontology annotation, molecular function: allantoinase activity. The coding region runs from base 1 to 1566 and encodes 521 amino acids. Lineage: Eukaryota; Fungi; Ascomycota; Dothideomycetes; Pleosporales; Didymosphaeriaceae. Gene Ontology annotation, cellular component: cytoplasm. Gene Ontology annotation, biological process: purine nucleobase catabolic process.
AUGCCUCACAGCGUGCCAAUACACCCUAUCACUAUUUUCGCUUCCUCAAGAGCAGUGGUCGCUGGCAGGUUGACCGAAGCCACCAUUGUCGUCUCCAAUGUUACCGGCAAGAUUACAUCCAUUUUCCAUUCCGUCCUUCCACCAACAGACUUUCCCGAGGGUACCUCCUACACCGACUACUCACCACACAUGCUUCUCCCCGGCCUAGUAGAUGCUCAUGUACAUCUCAACGAGCCGGGUCGGACAGAAUGGGAAGGCUUCUGGACUGGCACUCGUGCUGCUGCUUUUGGAGGUGUAACGACUGUUGUUGACAUGCCACUCAAUGCUAUCCCGCCUACCACUACAGUCGAGAACUUGAAGAUCAAGAUCGAAGCUGCUCAAGGAAAGUGCUGGGUUGACGUCGGCUUCUAUGGUGGGGUAAUCCCAGGCAAUGCUGGCGAGCUUCAAGCUCUUGUUAAGGAAGGUGUCAGGGGUUUCAAGGGCUUCUUGAUUGACAGCGGUGUCGAUGAAUUCCCUGCAGUCAAGCCUAACGACAUUGAGCUGGCUCUCAAAGAACUCAAAGACUCCGCCACCACACUCAUGUUUCAUGCCGAGAUGAUCCCUCCCAUCACCGAUUCGGUAGGCGACGAUGUUCAGCGUGCACACCCACCUGUCGCCCCUACCGGUCCUCUAACUCACUACUCGACGUUCCUCGACUCCCGCCCCCCUUCUUUCGAAACCUACGCCAUCGCCGAGAUCCUCUCCCUCGCUCACCUUGCCCCCGACCUCCAACUUCACAUCGUGCAUCUCUCCGCCAUCGAAGCUAUCCCCAUGCUCCGGGAAGCCAGAGCCAACGGCAUCAAGAUCACCGCAGAAACCUGUUUCCACUACCUGACACUUGCAGCCGAGAACAUCAAAGCCGGCGACACGCGCCACAAGUGCUGCCCACCCAUCCGCGACCGAUCCAACCAGGACGGUCUCUGGAAUGAAUUGCUACAAGACCUCGACGGCGGCGUUAUCCAAACCGUCGUAUCCGACCACUCACCCUGCACUCCUGAUAUCAAGCUUCUUCCUGCCCACCUCGCGCCGAGGAAGCCAAGCACGCGGAAGUCAGGUCUUGUCAAAGACUGCAACAGCUGCUCUUCAUCCGAAGGCGAAGAAGAACUCGCCGAAGAGAAGGGAGACUUCUUCAGCGCCUGGGGCGGUAUUUCCUCCGUUGGUCUCGGGCUGCCCAUUCUUUGGACCGAAGGCACAAAGCGCAAUUCUAACUUCAGCGUCGAGGAGAUCGUCCGAUGGUGCUGCAAAAACACGGCUAAGCAGGUCGGGCUGGAACACAGCAAGGGCGACUUGAGUGUGGGUCUUGACGCGGAUAUCGUUGUUUUCGACGAUGCGGCGGAAUUUUACGUGGAACCGAGCACGAUGCUUUUCCGGAACAAAAUCUCGCCGUACCAGGAUAAGACGUUGAAGGGUGUUGUCCGGGAAACGUGGUUGAGGGGUGAGCGCGUGUUCAGGAGGGAGGAAGGUUUCUUGGAGAAGGUUGGGCCCAAGGGGAAGUUGUUGCUUGAGCCAAGAAAGGUGGUGCAGUGA